GUGUUUGUGUGUGCGGGUAGAAAGAGGAGUUCGCCCAUCGCACCAUUUAUGUAGUCACCACUAAUGUUUUCUCCUGACCUGAAGAGGUAGCUGCGCCUUUAAGUCUUCACUCAGGGAAACAAAAAUACAAGCUCAACCUUUUGUUUCGUCAUAAAGACGCGACAGGCCUCUGAGUGCAAAUCUGGAAACAGGCGAGUCGUCGUGGAGGGCCGCAGUAUUUAAAGUAUCCUGAGAAUAAAAGAUGGGUUUUAUUGCCGCCUGAAGGGUCUGAUUGCCGGGUUUCUGUCGUCUCGCAGCUCCCACCGUCUCACCGCGUCGUUGUCUGUCUGCAGGCGGAUGUUGAAGAGCGGAGUGUCGCAUCUUCUGUUUUUUUCUCUGCAGCGUCUGGCUCGCAGCUCGGUAAACAAAUGUAACCGGAUCAAUUCAUGCUCUCACACAUUUCAACUACAGGGACCUGCGCAGUUUAAAGCCUUCAAGCAUCAGAACAGCGGAUAAAUCGCACCCAAUGACAUCCAGGAGGACAGGGUACGCAGCUAGCAUGGACACCUCUGCGUCCAGCGCGGGGAGCCGCAAGCAGAGCAUCAUCAACAUCGCCGACAGGAUGGAGCCCUGCUACGACCGCAAAGCGGACACCAAGGGCGGGUACGGAGCCUCUCAGGGCGGCGGCGUGACGGUAACCUCGCUGAAAUCCCGCCUGGCCCCGACGAUCCAGACCGCCAUGUCCGCCGCCGUGGACACGCUGCUGGGGGAGGUGGUGGUCGUGCUGAACGAGACCCAGCAGGAGCUGCUGCACAAGGAGCAGGAGAACCAGAGGCUCAAGGUGCGGCUGGAGGUCUCCGAGAGGGAGCUGAAGACCCUGCAGGAGUGUCUGUGCAGCGCCCAGAAGCUCAUAGACCAGCUGCAGGUCUCCUACACGGGCCCCCAGCAGAUCGGCCAGUCGGUGUUUGGCCCCUCACUCUCUUCCAUGGCUUCUCUGACCCCAGGCUUGGACCGGGACCACCAGAACCCCAGGAACGUGAACGGAGCAGGCGUGGAUCUGGGUCUGGGCGGCUCCGUGGAUGAAUCUCUUCAUGGCUUCGAGCCGAGAGAUGAAUACAAAAUGUGCCAGCUUUCGAUCCAGCCAGACGGCUCCGUGACGAACCACACUCUGGACUCGUUUUCCUCCAGCUCCUCUCACAUGUGCUCAGACACCAGAGGAGCGGAUGAACGGCAGCCUCCGGGUCCCAGUGGAGGACCCAGAUUUGAGAUCAAAGAGGAGCAGGGGCCACCGUCAGGUUCUGGUCAGCACAACAGGAAGGACAGCCAGGUUGGGGACGGAGACGGCUCGUCCCUUAAUGUGGGGGACAUUGCUUACGGUCAGGUUGGAGGUGAAGGAGGAACUCCGCGUUCUUUCUCCAACCCGCUACGUCACCAAAGACUCAUGCGUGAGUGUGGUGGUGCCUUGCAGCAGCAGCAGGGAAGUCUUGAUGGACAGAAACCUUUGUCAAGGACUUUUGGAGCAAGCAGAGGUGACACCGUCUCACCGGGCCGAGCCGAGGAGCCCGCGGGGCCGUCGGCCCCCGACACCUCCGGGGAGCCCUCGGCGGACCGGCCUCACCACUGCUUGGAGUGCGGCAAGACCUUCCGUCUGAUCUCCAGCCUGAAGAAGCACAUCCGCAUCCACACGGGCGAGAAGCCGUACCCGUGCGCGGUGUGCGGCCGCCGCUUCCGUGAGUCCGGGGCGCUCAAAACGCACCUGCGCAUUCACACCGGCGAGAAGCCCUACUCAUGCUCCGAAUGCGGCAACUGCUUCCGCCACCUGGACGGUCUGCGCAAGCACCGGCGCACGCACACGGGCGAGAAGCCCUACGUGUGCGCCAUCUGCGGGAAGCGCCUGAGUCGCCUGCAGCACCUCAAACACCACCAGCUCAUCCACACCGGGGAGAGGCCCUGCUGCUGCCCCUUCUGCAACCGCACCUUCAAGGAGCCCGCGGCGCUGCGCAAGCACGUCCGGACGCACCGCGACGAGGGCGGCCACAUGGGCAUCGCCCCCAGCGAGGAGACGGACCCGGACGCCAUGGACGACAUCAAUAACCUCCAUCCCGCAGCUCCCUCUCCGCAGAUGCGGUUCGGGGAGUGGGGGGCGGAGGAGGAGGACGGCUCGGUGGCAGACUGUGUUUAGGGAAGAGCAGAGAAGUGGUGACUUUAGAAAUACAAAUAAAGCAUGGCAGACAACACUAAUGCA
This is a messenger RNA of Poecilia latipinna (sailfin molly), 2224 nucleotides long. RefSeq names its product zinc finger protein 500. NCBI's taxonomy places the organism in Eukaryota, Metazoa, Chordata, Actinopteri, Cyprinodontiformes, Poeciliidae. Gene Ontology annotation, cellular component: PcG protein complex; transcription regulator complex; chromatin. The transcript is spliced from 2 exons. Bases 506 to 2161 code for a protein of 551 amino acids. Gene Ontology annotation, biological process: regulation of transcription by RNA polymerase II. The record is from RefSeq and is a predicted model, not a curated record. Gene Ontology annotation, molecular function: RNA polymerase II cis-regulatory region sequence-specific DNA binding; DNA-binding transcription factor activity, RNA polymerase II-specific.